Molecule: messenger RNA, 1629 nt
Organism: Trypanosoma cruzi
Lineage: Eukaryota; Euglenozoa; Kinetoplastea; Trypanosomatida; Trypanosomatidae
Product: acyl transferase-like protein, putative
Exons: 1
Coding region: 1-1629 (542 amino acids)
Biological process (GO): fatty acid biosynthetic process
Molecular function (GO): [acyl-carrier-protein] S-malonyltransferase activity
Source: RefSeq, a predicted model, not a curated record
AUGAAACGCGCGUUAGUCUUUUCUGGCCAGGGAGCCCAUCGCCAGGGAAUGUCUAUGGAAUACCUGCGCGUUCCCGCGGUUGCUCGACUCUGGGAACGGAUGAAGGACCAGAUGAUGCAGAAAUAUGGCAUUUCUCUACAGGAGGUCAUGACAGUGAACCCACAAAAGAUACACGUGCGCGAUGACGCACUGGACGUAAGUGUAAUUUGCAAAAGAGGUUCUUUGGAAGAUCGAAACGUAGCUGAGUCAGUUCCGCGGAAAAAGUUUUUGUCAUCCCAAGAAGGGGUCAUGUCGCUGACGUUUUUAACACAACCAUGCAUGUUGGCAGCGCAUAUGUUAGCACUGGAGUAUCUCCGUUCGACACGGGGGUAUUCGGUCGAAUCUGCCUUUGUCAUUGCUGGUCACAGUCUUGGCGAGUUUUCAGCCCUGUGUGCAUUAGGUGUUUUUUCACCUGAAGUCGCGGUUGAUCUUGUAUACAAGCGUGGAGUCUUAAUGGAUUACGCUCUUGAGCAGUUUUCAGCUAAUCGUGAUGAUUACGUCAUGUACGCCUGUCAUCCCGGAAGGGCGAAGCUCUGCGAAGAGGACUUGGAUGUUGCGGUCGAUCAGUUUCACAUACUUGUGGAGCUCGUGGCUCGAGCUCUUUCCGCUACAACCUCAUUCGUGGAGGUUGUAAAUUAUAACAUUGAUCACGAACAGUAUGUUGUUGCGGGAGAUCGAGUGGGGCUGUCCGCUCUGGGGAAAUGUCUGGAUCCGCAGUUUCGAGCGAGUAUUUGUGGCCCAUCCUCUUCUUUGGAUCACAUUGCACGCACAGCCGUGUCGUCCGUCUGGCAGGAUAAAAAGGAUGGUGUCACGAUGCACCCCAAUAAGGGGCCUUUACCGGAUUUCGUAACGUCAUCCGUGAAAAAAUACGGUGUACGCUCGACGUUUCGUCGCUUUUUGCGGGGUCCAGACGAUGGGUACACGCCAUCACUGGAGGAACUAACGCAUCUGACCCUUCAGGAGGAUGGACGAAGUGGGCUAAAAAAAAAGUCAUGGUUUGUUCCUCUUCCUGUAAAUGUCCCGUUUCACAGCAGCCGGCUUCGCCGGGCGAUGGAUCUUUUCUUGCCUGUAGUUCAAGAUGCGAUGCCGGAGGAAGAUGUGCUGCGCUCCAUGCUGGGUGUGGCUGCAAAGCCCCUCGAGGAGUCCAAUUCAGCUUCUGCACCUUCAGCCAUAGAGAAGCGUCCUGUGUGGCUGACGAACCUCACAGGCAGUGCAUUUCGACCCUUGGAUCCCGAAUUUCAGCGCCAGGCGCUGGAGAUGAUGCAGUCAAUGAAUGUGGGCGAGGUUCGGCACCACGGCCGGUACCAAACGGACUUGGUGGAAAAAGCCUUUAACGACGGUGUGAAGCAUAACAGUGUACGUGAGAUGUGUGCGGCCGUUCUUGCCGCUCAGUUGGCGCAUCCUGUGCAGUGGAUUGACCUUAUGGAUGCUGCCGUCAUUCACGCAGGUAUUCGCGAGGUACACGAGAUUUCACCUGUGCGAACGACCGCCGAUAUGUUUAGGCGUACAGCGUUUUGCGAGGCUGGUGAGGCGGGAGUUGCACUGGAGAUGGUUAUCCGCUGCCUUCCCGCAGAGGAGCGAUUUUUGUAA